Messenger RNA from Oppiella nova, 939 nucleotides. NCBI's taxonomy places the organism in Eukaryota, Metazoa, Arthropoda, Arachnida, Sarcoptiformes, Oppiidae. The record is from the annotation of a GenBank genome assembly.
CCGUUGACGAAGGAUGAGGAGGAAUACGAGAUCAUUGAGAAGUACCUGAAGAACACUCACGGAUCCACCCAUUACUUCAGUCUGGAUAUCGUCGACGUCUUUAAGGUCGAACGCCAGGGAGAGUCCGAACGGUUCCAGAAAUUCAAAGACAUCGAGAAUCGGAUGCUCUUAUGGCACGGAUCGCGAGUCACAAACUUUGCGGGUAUUCUGUCGCAGGGUCUUCGUAUAGCACCCCCAGAGGCACCCGUAACCGGAUAUAUGUUUGGGAAAGGCAUCUAUUUUGCGGAUAUGGUCACUAAGAGCGCCGGCUAUUGUCACUACCAGUCCAACAAGAAUAUCGGUUACCUAUUGCUGAGUGAAGUGGCAGUCGGAGAGACUUGGGAUCUAAAUGACGCCAAAGACGUGACAAAACUGCCGAAAGACAAGCACAGCGUUAAGGGUGUGGGUGCGACAGAGCCCGACCCCCAAGAGGUUCAUGUGAUGCCCAACGGAACGAAAGUGCCGUUCGGUAGAGGAGUGAAGAAAUCGCAGAAGUGUUCGCUUCUGUACAACGAGUUCAUCGUCUAUGACGUCAAUCAAGUGAAAGUCAAAUAUCUCCUCAAAUUUCAAUUCAAAGAUGUUUUGAUGGAAACCAGUGGCGAAGCACAAAUACCAGUCAAUCAAUACAUACCUUACUAUACGCUUAACAACUAUUACAAGACGUCUGGACUCCAGAUGACCGUCGACUACAAGUUUGGCGGACUUUAUGCAGCUAUAGGUCUACUCGAGUCACCCUUUCCUGGGAUUUACAUACGAUUGAGGGGAAGGAGCGGACGGUUCAUGUCGUGUCCGAUUGUCUACACAUCGUUGGCUAAGCAUUCACUUGAAUAUCGCCACACAUUUGACGCAAAAGCAAAAGUCUUGUCAUUAUUUGAUGUCAAUUGUGGUGACAAUCAGUAG